Messenger RNA from Nothobranchius furzeri (turquoise killifish), 2678 nucleotides. Its product is annotated as gastrula zinc finger protein XlCGF57.1. Lineage: Eukaryota; Metazoa; Chordata; Actinopteri; Cyprinodontiformes; Nothobranchiidae. The record is from RefSeq and is a predicted model, not a curated record. Gene Ontology annotation, biological process: regulation of transcription by RNA polymerase II. Gene Ontology annotation, molecular function: RNA polymerase II cis-regulatory region sequence-specific DNA binding; DNA-binding transcription factor activity.
GAAUGUAUGUGCUCCACAGGACAAAAAAAAAAAAAAGAAAAAAAAAAACUCGACAGGAGAGGAGAAGGUGUCCGUGUGGAUGCCUGUUUAAAAUCCGUGAGUGGCUGGGCGUGUCUGUGUUGUGUAAGUAAAUAAAACCAGUGUGUGUCCUGGUGUUGAACAGAUUCGUGGAUCCUGCCUGUCUGAAAUGUAACGGAUGAAUUAUGAAGUGAUCUGCAGUGAUUGGUUUUGUUCAGGCCUGGUUCGUAUCAAACGCAUUGACAAAAUGAACCAAGUGGAUUAUUUUCAUCGGAACAGUGGAAAUCAUAUUCUUUCAGAAGAUCAACCGGAGAUGGAACAGCUCGAUGGCCAUGAGCAGCAGGAUGUUGCUACAAACCAAACAACAGAUGUCAAGCAGCUUGUGUUGAUUAAAGAAGAAGUUUCCCUUGAUUGGAGCUCAGAUCUGGACCAGGAGAACCCAGAACUCCUCCAGGUGAAGGAGGAAGAGGAUGAAGAUUCGAACAGUGUGGAGGAAGAUGAUGAAAGAUGGCAGAAGAUUAGGAACAUCAGUUUCCCUUUGAAUGUUAUUGUGAAGACUGAAGAUAGCGAAGAAGAGGACUGCCAGUAUUUACAACCUUCUCAAAGCCUGAAUGAUGGCAGCAGUGAGGCCGAACCUCCCACCAGCAGCUCAAUUCAACCAGUCAAAACAGAAAGUGACGAAGAGGACUGUGAACCAGCUGGAAACCCAAUACGUUACUUCUGGCCAAAUACUGAUGAAAAGGCUUCAGCUUCUUCUGAAACUGAAGUCAGUGAUGAUGAGGAGGCUUUUCAGGAAGCUCUGUCAGAUUUUAGAAUCAAUACCAGCAACGUGGGAUGUGACACCACCAAAGCAACCUACAGCUGCUUUGAGUGUGAUAAAAAAUAUUUCUACAAGCAGUCUCUUCACAGACACAUGAAAUGUCACGCCUCCAGUCAGGUUAACACCGAAAACCCUAAAGGGCAGGAAGAUGUAGAAUCAAACGAAAAAGGCAAGACAAAAACAUUCAUUUGUGACAUCUGUGGACAAAAGUUUAACCAGAAGACAAAUCUGAACACACACAAGAGAAUCCACACAGGGGAAAGGCCUUUCAGCUGUGACGAAUGUGGCAAAAAAUUUACUCAGCGGGGAAAUUUACAAAAUCAUAGGCGAGUUCACACCGGAGAGAAGCCAUUUAUAUGUGACUUCUGUGGUGAAAGAUUUAGGAACCAAGGAAUUCUGCAGGCACACAUGAGAGUCCACACGGGCGAAAAGCCGUUUAUCUGUGAUGUCUGUGGUAGGAAAUUCAGCCGGAAGACACAUUUCAACACUCACAUGAGGGUCCACACAGGAGAGAGGCCAUUUAGUUGUGGUGUUUGUGGCAAAGAAUUCAGCCACAAGACACAUUUCAUGGAGCACAUAAGAGUUCACACGGGAGAAAAACCUUUUUCAUGUGGCGCUUGUGGGAAAAGAUUCCGACUUCAGUGUAAUCUCAAACGACACAUGAGAGUCCACACGGGUGAGAAACCCUUUCGGUGUGACAAAUGUGGGAAGACGUUUAGUUGCAAAUCCCACCUUAAAAGACACACGACAGCUCACACAGGCGAGAAGCACUUUGCUUGUGAUAUUUGUGGUGAACGAUUCACAGGUUCGGGUGGCCUGAAGAGCCACGUGAGAGUCCACACUGGAGAAAAGCCGUUUGGUUGUGAUGUUUGUGGAAAAACAUUCAGACAAACCUCAACUCUGAAAAGACAUAUGGUUGUCCACACCGGAGAGAAACCAUUUAGCUGUCCUCUCUGUGAUGCGAGAUUUACACAACAAGGAAACCUGAAGAGCCACAUGAAACUCCAUGCACAGUAGGUGCAGGUUUUCGGCACCUGGAUUUUGGUGCCACUUUUCAGUGAAGGUCCCUUUAUUAACUUUACUGUUAUUUUUAACCAUCAAGCGUCCUUAAAGUGACGGUGCGUAUUUUCCCCGGUGAUAGGGGGCAGUACAUAUCUAGUAACACACAAACAAGAUUCCUCACAGGCUCCCACAGAAAGAAACAUUGCGUCUAAGUCGGCAUCACCCAGUGUGUUAGACCCACUCGUACUUUAGACCUGAUUUUUGUGGUUAUAUGUUACAAAGCCGCCAAUAUUUUGCAACACCUGGGCAUCAUUUAAGUAAUUCUCAACAUUUUGAUGGAUAUUUCCAGAGAUUAUUGGUGAAACUACACAAUGUCACUUUAAGGUUAGAACAAAGGGCUGGGGGGUUCUUUGAUUAAUAAUGCAGUAAUGUUAUUACCAAAAUGUGUGUAUAUAUGUGUAAAUCUGCCUACCAUUUAGGUUAGCCUGCAUCUUGCAGAACAGUUUCGUGCUUUUCUGAUGAGCUUAACAGAUCUAAAAAUGCAAAAUGCGUUGACUGAAUUCAGAGGUUUCUUUCUAAGGCUCUGUAUGUAUGGUUGUUUUAGCAUGUAAACCACUUAGUACUGGAUUUGUAAUUAACAUUUUUUGAUCAGUUGAUGUGUUGAUAUUAGUCUUUUUGGUGCUUCUGUAAAUACAGACUGUUUUAUUUCAUCUGUUAUGAAAGUGGCCUGAUUGGCUUGUUAGGAAAAAUGUUAUAAACAUGGUUGCUUGUUUUAAAAUAUCUGUUUGCUUUUGUUUAAAAGAACUGUGUGAUUAAACCCCUCAAGAAAAAACAAAUA